AUGAGCUCUUUAGAACCUGCUACUACGGCCAAAGUGGCUCUUAUAACAACGAAAGGGCCUAUUGAGAUUGAAUUAUGGGCCAAGGAAGUGCCCAAUAUUACUAGAGUGUUCAUUCAGAAUUGUUUAGAUAAAAAAUAUAUUGGUACAACAUUUAAUAAGGUGAUAAAGGAUUACUUGGUCCAAACAAGCAAAAUCAAAGAACCUGCGACAUUAAAGCUAAAGGAUGAAUUUCAUUCACGUUUGAAAUUCAAUAAGAGAGGUUUGGUGGGUGCUGUGCAUGAUGAUAAACGAAAUUCUAAUAAUGUUGAUUCAUUAUUCAUAACGUUGAAACCUACACCAGAGUUCAAUAACAAUUACGUAUUAUUCGGCAAAAUAAUGGGCGACUCGAUCUACAAUGUAGUAAAAAUCAAUGAAAGUGAGCUUAAAUCGGAGGAAACUCCAAUGUACCCUGCAGAAAUAACAGAUAUUAAGAUCUUGGUACAAUAUUUUGAUGACCUAGUUGAAUCAAAGGAGCAUAUUGCAGAACCUGCGAAGAAGAAAGCAAAGAAAGCGAAGAAGCCUCGUGUCAAAUUAGACUAUACUUUAGAAGAUGAAGAAGAUACGGGAUUCAAAAUGAAAUCAGCUCACGAUUUGCUUUCAGAUUCAAAAUUGUCUAACAAAUUGUAUGCUAAUAAAAAGAAAGGCCCCUCGGAGAAUAACGAGAAACAGAAAACCAUCGAAAAAGCACAGGAUAGCAGUAUGGAAACUAAGAAGAUAGUCCCUGAACGUCCAGAUUACAAAGGUUCUGAGGAGAUAGAAAAUGAAACGAAGAUUACUUCAUCUGAGAAUAUGAACCAUGAAACCAAGCAAGACAAGCCUAAUUAUAAAGCUAAAUUAGAUAGGAAUCCAAAUAUUGAUUCUGAUUAUGAUUCUGAUUUAGACCUAUCAUCUUCUGAAUCAAUUGACCUAUUUGCAUUUAAGCAAAGUAACUUUCAAAGUAGCUAG
This is a messenger RNA of Debaryomyces hansenii CBS767, 984 nucleotides long. Its product is annotated as putative peptidylprolyl isomerase. Gene Ontology annotation, cellular component: catalytic step 2 spliceosome. Lineage: Eukaryota; Fungi; Ascomycota; Pichiomycetes; Serinales; Debaryomycetaceae. The coding region runs from base 1 to 984 and encodes 327 amino acids. The transcript has a single exon. The record is from RefSeq and is a predicted model, not a curated record. Gene Ontology annotation, molecular function: peptidyl-prolyl cis-trans isomerase activity. Gene Ontology annotation, biological process: protein peptidyl-prolyl isomerization.